AUGGUCCAACUCACCCAGUUCGUUUUGGCGACUUCCGCCCUCGCCAGCGCUGUGUCUGCAGCUCCCAAACCACCUGCUCCACCAGCACCACCGCUACCAAGCAACGUUACAGUCAACCCUUGGAUUGGAAAGGAUCGUUAUGUCGUUCAAAGUUACUCGAAGAAGCUUGAUCAGACCAUUGCUUCGUUUAUUGCACAAAACGAUAGCCUCAACGCAGCACGCACGCGUACCGUAGCCCAGAAAGUAUCCACCUUCACAUGGAUCACUUCACGUGCUGGCCUCCAAGACAUUACCGUUACCAUUAAGGAGGCUCGCAAGCAGAAGAAGGGUCUCAAGCCAAUGAUUGUGGGUCUGGUCCUCUACAAUCUCCCCGACCGCGAUUGCUCUGCUGGCGAGUCUGCCGGUGAGCUCAGCUCCGCAAAGGACGGUCUGAACAUCUACAAGAAGGAAUUCGUCGACCAGUAUGCCAAGCUCGUAUCUCAGGCCAGGGAUCUCGAAUUCGCCAUUGUGCUUGAGCCAGAUUCUUUGGGCAACGCCGUUACCAAUCAGAAUGUUCCCUUUUGCGCGACCGCCACCCCAAUAUACGAGGAGGGCAUCGCCUACGCAAUCUCCAAGCUUCAGUUUCCCAAUGUCCAUUUAUACAUGGACGCUGCUCACGGAGGUUGGCUGGGCUGGGCUGACAACCUGAAGCCUACUGCUGAGGUCUUCGCGAGGGUUGUCAAUAUGGCGAAGAAGCUCAACCCUGCAGCCAAGAUCCGGGGCUACUCCACGAACGUAUCCAACUACAACCCCUUCCAGGCCAAGGUACGUGAAAACUACACCGAAUACUCGCCAUCUUGGGACGAAAGCCACUAUGCCUCAUCGCUUGCCACAUACAUGGAGGCUGAGGGUCUACCCGGCAACUUUAUCAUUGACCAGGGUCGGGUCGCUCUACCUGGUGCUCGGAAGGAGUGGGGCGACUGGUGCAACGUUGCACCAGCUGGCUUCGGACUGCUCCCUGGGGCUACUCAGAACAACACCAAUGUCGACUCAAUUGUAUGGAUCAAGCCGGGUGGUGAAAGUGAUGGAGCAUGCGGUCUUGCUGGUGCACCGGUCGCUGGUGCUUGGUUCGACUCUUACGUUCAGAUGUUGGUCAAGAACGCCGACCCAUCUCUUAAGCCGACCUACUCGACGUCCUGA
This is a messenger RNA of Pyrenophora tritici-repentis Pt-1C-BFP, 1179 nucleotides long. RefSeq lists its product as uncharacterized. Lineage: Eukaryota; Fungi; Ascomycota; Dothideomycetes; Pleosporales; Pleosporaceae. Gene Ontology annotation, biological process: cellulose catabolic process. Gene Ontology annotation, molecular function: hydrolase activity, hydrolyzing O-glycosyl compounds. The record is from RefSeq and is a predicted model, not a curated record.